Messenger RNA from Ostrinia furnacalis (Asian corn borer), 1108 nucleotides. It is a transcript of the gene DCTN6-p27, whose product is annotated as dynactin subunit 6. Gene Ontology annotation, biological process: mitotic spindle organization. The record is from RefSeq and is a predicted model, not a curated record. The coding region runs from base 166 to 750 and encodes 194 amino acids. Gene Ontology annotation, molecular function: dynein complex binding. NCBI's taxonomy places the organism in Eukaryota, Metazoa, Arthropoda, Insecta, Lepidoptera, Crambidae. The transcript is spliced from 4 exons. Gene Ontology annotation, cellular component: dynactin complex.
AAUCGAACUUGUUGAUGGAUGACGUCACUACAGCUGGUGCAAUACGAAUUUGGUGAAAUUAGUAAAACAUUUUUAGUUUAUUUAACUAAUUUUUAGAGUGGGUGUCGAGUCUGUAGAAAGAUUCCAACGCUUAUAUUCUACAUUUAAAAAUAUACCUCUGUCACAAUGUCCCACAACAUUAAAAUAUUACCAGGAGCUACAGUUUGUGAGGACUGCACCCUCGAAGGCGAUAUAACCAUUGGCGGAGGCACAGUCAUUCAUCCUCGCGUAACAAUCAUAGCUGAAGGUGGUCCAAUAAUCAUUGCUGAAUAUUGCAUUAUUGAAGAAUACUCUACCAUAAUACACAAAAAGUGUGAUGACCAAGAGGUUCCACCAAAACCUUUGUUCAUCGGUGCCCAUAAUGUGUUUGAAGUCGGCUGUCGGUUAGAGUCAACCUUUGGUCACGUCGGAGAGAGCAACCUGUUUGAAUGCAGAUGUUUUGUUGGUGUAGACGUUAAAGUUGGAAGUGGAUGUGUAAUAGGUGCAGCAUGUCAUCUUACAGCCCCUCAGACAUUGACGGAUAAUACAGUUAUAUGGGGCUCUGAGCACCACAUACGGGAAGCAUUAGAGAAGCAGCCCUCGCAGCUCCUCCAACUGGACUUCUUGAGUAAAGUGAUGCCGAACUAUCACAGGCUGAGGAAACCUAACGUCCACAAACGGCCACCGUCAGCACGCCAGUCUCAGUCACAAGAGACUUCCCCUAAACCAUGAACUUCUAACAAUAACCAGAUAUUUACUAAAAUAUUUAUAUCACUGCUUGUGGCGCUCUGUGAUCUUCAAGUAUUUCGAGUUACUCAAGCAAAAAAGUGCAACUAAGUUAACAAUUUUAGCUCUAGUAUUUAUCUUUAUGUUAUUUCAGGAUGUUAGGACUCUAGGUGUCAGACCAAAGUGGCUGAGUGAUACACAUUUUGAAAGAAAGAUUUGAUACAUAUAUGUAUUGUGUUUAAAAGUCAUGUAGCUUUAUUUUUUAACCAAACUGCACCUAUUGAUGUAUUACAUAAUUUAUAUUUUUACAUUACAAAUUACAAUAACUAAGUUUCUAAAGCUUCGCUGAAUAAAGUUUAUACUG